GCAGGUCAUGCCCAGAGGCUCCUGCUGCGGGCACCUCCCCCAGCCUGGACUUUGGCUGUUUGCAGCCCUAUCCCAGUGCUCCGGGUGGGAAUGGCAGGCUGCGUCCCACUGCUCCAGGGCCUGGUCCUGGUCCUCGCCCUGCACCGUGCAGCGCCCUCAGUAUUUCUCCCGGCCUCAAAAGCAAGCAACGUUCUGGUGAGGUGGAAGCGUGGGGGCUCCUACCUUCUGGAAGAACUCUUCGAGGGAAACUUGGAAAAAGAAUGUUACGAAGAACUCUGUGUCUACGAAGAAGCAAGAGAAGUGUUUGAAAAUGACGUCAUCACUGAUGAAUUCUGGAGACAAUAUAAGGGCGGCUCCCCGUGCAUCUCCCAGCCCUGCCUCCACAACGGAUCUUGCCAGGACAGCACCCGAGGUUACACCUGCUCCUGCCCCGCUGGCUACGAGGGCAUCAACUGCGAGUUGGCUAAAAAUGAAUGUCACCCAGAGCGGAUUGAUGGGUGUCAACACUUCUGCCUCCCGGGACAGGAAUCCUACACGUGCAGCUGUGCUCAGGGCUACAGGCUUGGUGAGGACCGCAAACGCUGCAUUCCCCACGACCAGUGUGCCUGUGGGGUGCUGGCCUCCAGGAAGAGCGCACAGGAUCCGCAGGACCUCCCGUGGCAGGUAAAGCUAACAAAUUCUGAAGGAAAAGACUUCUGUGGUGGUGUUAUAAUACAAGAAAAUUUUGUACUGACAACAGCAAAAUGUUCACUGUUACACAGGAAUAUUAGUGUAAAAACACAUUUUAACAGAACGAGCAAAGACCCACUGAUGAUGAAGAUAAAGCGUGUCCACGUGCACAUGUGGUACGACGCGGACACUGGGGAGAACGACCUGUCCCUGCUGGAGCUGGAGCGGCCCCUCCAGUGCCCGGGCGCGGGACUCCCCGUGUGCACCGCAGAGAAGGACUUCGCUGAGCACAUCCUCAUCCCACGCACCAGGGGCCUCCUCAGCGGCUGGGCCCACAAUGGCACUGACCGGGGCAACUCGCUGACCAUGCUGCCGGUCACACUUGUGGAGGGGGAGGAGUGUGGGCAGCUCCUGAACAUGACUGUCACCACCAGGACCUACUGCGAGAGAAGCGGCGUGGCGGCCGAGCACUGGUUGGAGGGAAGUGUGGUCACCAGAGAGCACAGAGGCUCCUGGUUCCUCACGGGGGUCCUGGGCGCACAGCCAGCAGGAGGGCAGGCUCACACAGUCCUCGUCACCAAGGUCUCCAGGUACUCACUCUGGUUUAAACAGAUGAUAAAGUAGCAAAAGUCAGCUAUCCAGAAAACACAACCUGAAGUGGGAUUCCAAGCUUGCACUGCCACCACGGGGUUGGA
This is a messenger RNA of Cebus imitator (Panamanian white-faced capuchin), 1364 nucleotides long. It is a transcript of the gene PROZ, whose product is annotated as protein Z, vitamin K dependent plasma glycoprotein. The transcript is spliced from 8 exons. Gene Ontology annotation, cellular component: extracellular region. Gene Ontology annotation, biological process: blood coagulation; proteolysis. NCBI's taxonomy places the organism in Eukaryota, Metazoa, Chordata, Mammalia, Primates, Cebidae. Gene Ontology annotation, molecular function: serine-type endopeptidase activity; calcium ion binding. The coding region runs from base 91 to 1293 and encodes 400 amino acids. The record is from RefSeq and is a predicted model, not a curated record.